AAAGUGCACACAGCAAUCAUGGUGGCGUCGCGGUACAUUUUUCUGGCGUUAGCCGCUGUAGCAUCGACGGUAGCUGCUGCCCCCGAGAAGUCCACUGAACGGGAUGAUCAGCCAAAGCUCUGGGCUCUCCUCGCGGCUGGUUCUAACGGUUAUUUCAACUACCGGCACCAGGCCGACAUUUGCCAUGCCUACCACGUGCUGCACAAUCAUGGCAUUCCCGACGAACGCAUCGUGGUCAUGAUGUUCGAUGACAUCGCCAAUUCCAGUACGAACCCAACCCCAGGAGUGGUCAUCAAUCACCCCAAAGGUAACGACGUUUACAAGGGCGUUCCUAAGGACUACACAAGAGACCUGGUCACCCCGCAAAACUUCCUCGACAUCCUACAAGGAAAGAAAGUGAAAGGCGGUAGCGGGAAAGUGAUAGCCAGCGGGCCAAAGGACCACAUCUUUGUCAACUUCGCGGAUCACGGAGCACCUGGUCUGCUCGCAUUUCCUAACGACGAGUUGCACGCCACCCGCUUCGUGAAUGUCAUCAAAAGUAUGCACAAAGAAAAGAAGUUCGCGAAGAUGACCAUCUACAUUGAGGCCUGUGAAUCCGGUUCCAUGUUCGACGGCCUGCUACCCGACAACGUCAACGUCUACGCCACGACAGCGGCCAACUCUGCCGAGUCGUCGUACGCUUGUUACUGGGACGACAAGAGGCAGGCGUACCUGGGUGACGUAUACAGCGUCAACUGGAUGGAAGAUUCGGACAAGGAAGACCUGCACAAGGAGAAACUCUUCGACCAGUACAAGAUCGUAAGGGAGGAAACCAACACUAGCCACGUCAUGGAGUACGGUGACUUGAGUAUCGGAAAGCUUUCGGUCAGCGAAUUCCAGGGUGAAAAGGAGGUAAAACCAGUCGUGCUACCAAAGGUACCGUAUGACGCGGUCUCUAGCAGGGACGUCCCCAUAGCCGUUCUAAGGAGAAAAUUGGCGAGGGCAUCGAAACCAGAAGAAAAGAAAUCUUUAAAGCAAAAGCUGCGGCAAGCUCUUAGGAACCGCGCAUUCUUGAAGCAGAAAGUCACCGAGAUUGCCUCUUUCUUGGCUGAAGCUAACCCGGAAGAUUCUGAGUCGCUGCUGACUUCCAAGAGGCGGCUCACCAACUUUGACUGCUACGAGAAGGCAGUGCGCCACUUUAGCGACCACUGCUUCAACCUCUCGAAGAACCCCUAUGCUCUGGAGCAUCUGCGAGUUUUAGUGAACAUGUGUGAGUCGUCGUACAAGCUUUCGGAGAUUGUUGAAGCCAUGGACUUCGCAUGCACGCACCCGACUGUUGUAGAUAUUGUGUAAUAGUAUAUUGCAAAAUAUAGU
Molecule: messenger RNA, 1353 nt
Organism: Rhipicephalus sanguineus (brown dog tick)
Lineage: Eukaryota; Metazoa; Arthropoda; Arachnida; Ixodida; Ixodidae
Product: legumain-like
Biological process (GO): vacuolar protein processing
Molecular function (GO): cysteine-type endopeptidase activity
Source: RefSeq, a predicted model, not a curated record